Panicum virgatum (switchgrass) is the source of this 1092-nucleotide messenger RNA. RefSeq lists its product as uncharacterized. Lineage: Eukaryota; Viridiplantae; Streptophyta; Magnoliopsida; Poales; Poaceae. The transcript is spliced from 4 exons. The record is from RefSeq and is a predicted model, not a curated record. Bases 34 to 588 code for a protein of 184 amino acids.
GCCGAGCCGGCCCUAAAGGAUGCGGACGCGCAGAUGCCGCCGCCGGCUCCAGGCUGCGAGCGCGCAUACUGGCUCCGCUACGAAGCCGACCGCGCCUUCUCCCAUCACCUUUCCAUCAGACGUCGCCGUCUGGGACCUGCUCGUCGUCGGCGACCCCGGCCACAACGACCUGCCCGACGCCCCGACCCCGCGCUGCUGCGUCGCCCGCGGAGCUGGAACGCCGCGCAACCCCGCGGGUCACCUGCCCUCGCAUCGCCUCCUACGCCGCCGCGGCUAACGGUCCGCCUUGAGCUUGGCAUCUCCGCCACCGCACACUCAGGGGAACAGAGCAGAGGUCUACGCAAAGUCAAGCAUGCAUCCAUUGCAAGCAGUGGACAAACCAAGCAACAUAACAAUGGACUAUUAGUAAAUGACUAUAAUUUCCAACCCCCCCAUCAACCAAACAUGCUAGCUGCCAGCGCAGGUAGCCAAACUACACCUCUAUAUAAAUUAAAACAUAGCAGCUCCUUGUUACUACCCUGCUAUCAUGUGAAUGCAUGCAGAUCCAAAAAAGCCUGCCGCGCUACUAUGAUCUUGUCUGAACGCUAGAAACAAAAGACAAGAGGCUGUCAAGCUGCACCGAUAUGGGUGCACAUCGCAUCAGGUUCGUACACACUUCUAUUUUCCUUCUAUUUAUAAUAUCUUGAGCAUCACAAUUGCAUCAGGGAUGUUUGUUUGGAUUCUUCUAUUUUGGAGUCUCAUACCAAGCACAAAGGACACAAUGCAAAUCCGGAUCAAAACCUUUCCUCUUGUGGACCUUAUGACACCAUCAGUGAUCUAUUUUCUCAAUGGAAUUGAGCUGGGAUGGUAUACAAUUGAACCUAUUUUGUGAAGCAUCCAAUACCAACAGUAACCAUGCUCUAUAGAUCAGGAUUAGUAACGGAGCAUCUUAGUACAUUGCUUAUGUAUCAAACAGCUUAGCAUUAUGUUCGUUCAACCUUCAUGAUUGUGCCCUACACAUCUGUAAUGCUAUGGAGUAUGGACAAUGCAUUUGUAAUGCAGAACAUAAAUAUGCUGCUGUCUAUUGGAAUGCCUAAUCACGUCUUCAUCUCA